AUGGAGCAGUGUUUGGAAGAGAUUUCGUCGACGGUUUUGGACGCAGGUGAGCCCAUUUCGUACCGUACGCUUAGUAGCCGGUCCCAAGUGCCUGUUUCCGUUAGUGUUGAAGCUCUUUCCCGCUUCUCUGCCGAGAACAGUAGUGUCAAAGCGUUGCAAUUGCUGGUCAAGCGAGUCAACGCUGACAACGACGACAAGAGUGAGACUGCAGCCGCUAAGCGUGAUCCGAGGUCUCGUGUGUUGUGUUUAUCAGUGGGAAGUAAGAAACAAAAGGACGAAGUGCUGUGUCAGCAGGUUUACGCGCUCUAUAACAAGCCAAAAGCCACUUUAGAGGAUGAAGAUGAAGUUGCGGCCGUAACAACUGCAUGCUGGGCGCAGGAACGUCAUGAGCGCAAUCAAGUGCUGGAUAAAUUGAGUAAGCAUGCACCUUUUUCUACAGCUGUGAAGGCGCUAUAUUCAAGUGGUAUCAAGUGUGAUGAGGCUACAGCACGUCAAGAUUUUGGGGAGGAGCAGGGCGAGGAAACUGUCUCAGUCUUUGAUGCCGUUAACGCAUUGGCUAAGAAGGAAACUUCAUCUCCCAGUUCAACGGCAUCGUUUUUCAAGAGUAGCAAUCAAACAGGAUUUUCUAAGGUGAGCAGCUCAAACAGGAAUGGAGAUAACAAGGUGAUAGGUAGCAGGAAAGAGGAGACCACAAAACUUAAUAUGAGCAAUGUGCUGACAGUUGACAGUGACGACGACGACGACGAGACAGAUACCCCAGUGUUUGUCAAGACCACGACAAACAAGAGAAUAAUCAGUGAUGAUGACGAUGAAGAGGACGAGGCGAUACCUCCGAAGGAGACAGGAACACCUGUUCCUAAGAGUCGCAACGUAAAGCGAAAGCUGAACGCGUCGUCGGCUGAAAUCAAGAGUGUAAAACAGGUUGAGGUAUUGGACGAGGAGGUUCGUUUGAACAAGAAACAGCGCGCGGAGGCGGACGAAGAGAUUGACGACGAUUCUGUGGAGGAAUCUGUGCUUGACACUAAGCGGCGCGUUCUUGUCACCAAGACGCGCAUCAACGAGCAAGGAUACAUGGUCACGGAGAAGACGUACGAGGAAGUAGAGUUGACGACCGAGGAGAUUGAAAAAGAACAGAAGGCUGCCAAGAAGAGAGUGGAGAAGGAGAAAAAGAAAGCGGUUGCUGAGAAGGCUACGAAGGCAAAGAAAGAGGCUAAGAAGCAAAGCGGUCCACCUAAACAGCGUGAUCUGCGCUCUUUCUUCUCGACCAAAUGA
Molecule: messenger RNA, 1272 nt
Organism: Peronospora belbahrii
Lineage: Eukaryota; Oomycota; Peronosporomycetes; Peronosporales; Peronosporaceae
Source: the annotation of a GenBank genome assembly